Suillus plorans is the source of this 1233-nucleotide messenger RNA. RefSeq lists its product as uncharacterized. Gene Ontology annotation, molecular function: histone binding. Gene Ontology annotation, cellular component: nucleoplasm. The transcript is spliced from 6 exons. Bases 1 to 1233 code for a protein of 410 amino acids. Gene Ontology annotation, biological process: CENP-A containing chromatin assembly; DNA replication-dependent chromatin assembly. Lineage: Eukaryota; Fungi; Basidiomycota; Agaricomycetes; Boletales; Suillaceae. The record is from RefSeq and is a predicted model, not a curated record.
AUGGCCUCCGAACAACUUAAAGCAGCGAGGGCAGAUGCUACCGACGCGUUUGCACCAGACAUGACUGUGGAGACCGCUCUUGAACACGCGAGACGUGCGUUCGCCCUAAAAAAAUAUGAGCAAGCAGUAGAAUAUUAUGCUACUGCCCUGGAACUUCAAACAAGGAAGCAGGGCGAGGAUGCACCAGAAACAGCUAAUCUCUACUUCUCGUAUGGAAAAGCGCUGUUAGAGAACGCGAUAUCACAGGCUUCGGUUUUGGGUAAGGAGCAGCCUGAGAACGGAGAUGAAGCAGAAGGGAAACUCUCGGGCACUGGCGCCAACGGAAAGGGUCCUAUUCUAUCCUUUUCCGGAGAUGCAGAUGAAGGCAUUGACCUUUUCGGUCAAGCCGCAAUUGCAGAAGAAGAAGAGGGUGAAGAGGAUGCUGAAGCGGAAGAUGGAGAGCCAGAAGAUGACUUCAAUGCCGCAUGGGAAGUUUUGGAGCUUGCGCGUGCAAUUUACGAGAAAGGCAAGGAUGAAGAUGACGAAGUCAAAAUGAAACUUGCGGAGACAUAUAUUGCCCUCGGAGAUGUAUCUCUGGAGACGGAGAAAUUUGACCAAGCUAUCACAGACUACUCAGAGGGACUCGCACUUAAGCUCGAUCUUCUCCCGAUUUCAUCGCGCCAAAUUGCUGAAGCACACUAUAAGCUCAGUAUAGUGCUUGACCUAACCUCUGGGCGACUUUCGGAUGCUAUCUUGCACGCGGAGAAGGCUCUGGAAAGCGUUGAUGCUCGCCUAGCAGAACUCCAUGACGGAAUCGAUGGAAAGCUGCUCCCUGAAUCUAGUCGGGAAGCCAAAACAGACAAAAAGGGCAAGGGCAAGGCCAUUGGCUCCGACGUACACGCAGAUGGUGUGCGCCGUCUGACCAGGAGUCAGAUGGAAGCCGAAAUGAAGGAAUGUGAAGGAUUGAAAGAAGACCUCGCACUGAAGGUGGAGGAACUUAAAACAACUCCCAGUGAGCCAACAGAGUCUGCUCCUGCAAUGGCUGCAAAAGCGCUAGAUGCGGAAUUGAAUGCUCAGUCGAUAUCUGUCCCUGGCCAACCAGCAGUGGUUAACGAUUUGACAUCAUUGGUUGUGAAGAAGAAGAAGAAAGCUGCUGAAUUAGAGGCGCCGGCUAAACGCAGGGCAGACGACGGAGAAGGUGAUGGCAGCCCUACUGCAAAGAAGGCAAAGCUGGAAGAGGAUGCACAAUCAUGA